AUGAUCUAAAAAAAGUAAAUUAAAAAACUCAAACACAAAUUUAACAAUAACACUCUUGCUCAACAUUACCCUCAAUUUAGAAAAUAUAUUAAAAUUAGUACUAAAGGAGAAACUAUUAUUGAUUACAAUAAUCAAAAUGCACUUAAUGAAUUGAAUCGAUGCAUCAUGGAUUAUUAUUUUAAAAUUCAAGAAUUUUCUAUUCCAUUAACUCAAAUGAUUCCUGCUCUAGGAUGUAGAUUAAAUUAUAUAGAAUGGGUUAAAUAAUAAGUAGAUAAACAUUCAUUUCCUAUUACUUAUCUAUAUGAUAUUGGAACAGGCUUUUCAGGUGUUUUGAUUUUCUUAGCAUAUAGAUUAUAUGGUUGGAAAGGAAUUGGAAUUGAUACAUCUGAAUAAGCUAUUAUUCAUGCACAAUCUAUUGCAAAAAUCAAUAAUAUACAAGCUGAAUUCAAAGUUGGAGAUUUAUUUUAAUUCUUACAAGAUGGUAUGGUAACCGUUUGUAAUCCUCCAUUUUAUGACUAUCAGGAAGAAAGAGAAUAUAAUCGAAUUAUUCAAAAUUAAGAAACAUUUGUAGAAGGAGGAGAAGUAGAAUUUGUUAAAAGAAUGCUACAAAACUCAAACUUAAAUUGUUUAUAUACAACUAUCCUUGGUAGAAAAUCUAGUCUUAAUUCAUUCCUAGACAUUCCUGAUAAAGUUGAAUUGCAUUAAGGAAAUAAUAUUAGAUUUGCUUUAGGAUGGAAAUAAUAAUAAUAAUAAAAAUAAUAAUAAUAAUUAUUAUUAUCAUCAACAAAAUUAUAAUGA
Messenger RNA from Paramecium sonneborni, 798 nucleotides. Lineage: Eukaryota; Ciliophora; Oligohymenophorea; Peniculida; Parameciidae. The record is from the annotation of a GenBank genome assembly.